Schistosoma intercalatum is the source of this 678-nucleotide messenger RNA. Lineage: Eukaryota; Metazoa; Platyhelminthes; Trematoda; Strigeidida; Schistosomatidae. The record is from the annotation of a GenBank genome assembly.
CGACAAUAGAGCCGAAUUCAAAUUCAGAAUUCAACAUGUCUAACAGUAGCAAUAAUAAGAUUCCUAACUAUGUACAUCAGGCUGUUAUUAUGAGCGAAACUAUUAAAAAAGAGUUGAGACAUCAAAAAAUAUUCACAGAAUACAGUAUCAAUCCUUUUAAGAAAAUGUAUCCCUUAGCUGAUAAACCAAAUAGAAUACAAGAAGCUGAUGCUGAAGACAAACACUUUGCGAACGUUAUACAACGCGCUUCUUUGGAACCACCAAAAAAAUAUAUCGAACCUCAAACAGAAAAUCAGGAAUAUGGUUGGAUAAGUCAGCCACUAAUGGAAAUAGACAGGAGUGAUCCAAGGUUUUAUCAUCCUAAAGUUGCUUGUGAAAUGACGAAAUUUAUGGAUGCGUAUUGGAAACUAAAUGAACAGCGUAAAUUAAAUUCGUGAGUCUUAGAGAUAAAUGAAUAAUACCUGAUGCAUUAAAAAUACAAUAUUGUAAAACCUGAAAAUAAUUUCAUCAGAAAUAUCGUCUGAUAUCUUUCUAUUUUUCGUUUAAUAUAUAUAGUUUUAGAAUGGAUUUAUUCUUGUAAAAUCCAAUUGUUAUUAUUUUUAUGUGGAAUAAACAAACGUAUUUUCAUAUUUAGUGAGGUGAGUUGUUUUGAAAUAUAAUAAUUAUUUUAGUAAUAAA